This is a messenger RNA of Dimorphilus gyrociliatus, 1045 nucleotides long. NCBI's taxonomy places the organism in Eukaryota, Metazoa, Annelida, Polychaeta, Dinophilidae. The record is from the annotation of a GenBank genome assembly.
AAUGAAAAUUUUUGAUUCUUUAGCUCAACCUUGGUUUGGCCUUGAUAUUGGGGGAACCCUAACGAAAUUGAUAUACUUUGAACCUUUAGAACCCAGCGAUGCAGAAACUCCAACAGCGAAAACCCUCCGCCAUUAUCUAACAUCCCAGACUGCAUAUGGUAAAACUGGAAUAAGAGAUGAUCACCUUCAACUGGAUGGUGUUGAAAUAGAUGGACAUAUGGGAAACCUUCACUUUAUCCGAUUUCCAACAUCUCAAAUGAAUGCUUUUAUCGAGCUCGCAAAAUCCAAAAACUUUUCUUCAUUAGCAACUACCGUUUGCGCUACUGGAGGUGGAGCUUACAAAUUUGAAAUGGAUAUUUAUACCAAACUAUCAUUAGAACUUUUCAAGGUAGACGAACUAGCAUGUUUGAUGAGUGGCAUUCACUAUAUUGAACGAAUAAACUCCCAAUCAGAAUGCUACUAUUUUCAACAGCCUCUUGAUGAUGCUGUUAGAGAAGUUCCUUAUGACUUUACUGAUCCAUAUCCAUAUUUAACUGUAAAUAUUGGUUCUGGCGUCUCCAUACUUUUGGUUAGAUCGGAAACAGAAUAUUCCAGAAUAUCGGGUACAAGUUUAGGAGGUGGGACAUUUCUUGGCCUAUGUUGCCUCUUAACUGAUUGUGAAAGUUUUGAAGAGGCCAUAAGCUUGGCAGAAAAGGGGAGUAAUGACAAUGUAGAUAAAUUGGUAGGAGAUAUAUAUGGAGGCAGCUACGACAGAUUUUCUCUUCCAGCUCAUGCUGUAGCUUCUUCUUUUGGCCAUAUGAUGCAUGAGGAAAAGAGAGAAGCCGUUUCGAAAGCAGAUUUAGCUAGAACAACUCUAGCUACCAUUACAAAUAAUAUCGGUUCAAUAGCACUUUUAUGCGCUCAGGCUCAUAAAGUAGAAAGGGUUGUUUUCGUUGGAAACUUUCUUCGAGUAAAUUCUCUCUCUAUGAAAAUGUUGGCCUAUGCUAUGGACUUUUGGUCAAAGGGUCAAUUGAAAGCACUUUUCCUUCGGCAUGAGGUUAACUAA